Molecule: messenger RNA, 714 nt
Organism: Elephantulus edwardii (Cape elephant shrew)
Lineage: Eukaryota; Metazoa; Chordata; Mammalia; Macroscelidea; Macroscelididae
Gene: TMEM86A
Product: transmembrane protein 86A
Exons: 3
Coding region: 1-714 (237 amino acids)
Cellular component (GO): membrane
Source: RefSeq, a predicted model, not a curated record
AUGGUGUCCCCGGUCACUGUGGUGAAGAGUGAGGGACCCAAGCUGGUACCCUUCUUCAAGGCCACUUGCAUAUAUUUUGUCCUCUGGCUGCCUUCAUCCAGUCCGUCAUGGUUCAGCGCCCUCAUCAAGUGCCUGCCCAUUUUUUGCCUCUGGCUCUUCCUCCUGGCUCAUGGACUGGGAUUCUUGCUGGCUCGCCCCAGUGCCACCCGAAUCUUUGUGGGGCUCGUCUUCUCUGCUCUUGGUGAUGCCUUCCUGAUCUGGCAGGAUCAUGGCUACUUUGUGCACGGUCUGCUGAUGUUUGCUGUGACCCACAUACUCUACGCCUCGGCCUUUGGCAUGAGGCCACUGGCCCUGCGGACAGGACUGAUGAUGGCAGUACUCUCAGGCCUGUGCUAUGCCAUCCUCUAUCCAGGCCUUUCAGGUGCCUUCACCUACCUGGUGGGAGUCUACGUAGCCCUUAUCGGCUUCAUGGGCUGGCGAGCUAUUGCAGGGCUGCGCCUGGUCGGGGCAGCCUGGCGCUGGACUGAACUUGCAGGUGGCAGUGGAGCAUUGCUGUUUAUGAUCUCAGACUUGGUCAUCGCCCUGGACAAGUUCCGCUUCCCUGUGCCCUAUUCCCGAGUACUCAUCAUGUCUACCUACUAUGCUGCUCAGAUGCUCAUUGCCCUGUCUGCCGUUGAGAGCCGGGAGCCUGCGGAGAAUUAUGGACAGAUCUAG